Messenger RNA from Canis lupus familiaris (dog), 5211 nucleotides. It is a transcript of the gene MOXD2, whose product is annotated as putative DBH-like monooxygenase protein 2. The coding region runs from base 487 to 2364 and encodes 625 amino acids. NCBI's taxonomy places the organism in Eukaryota, Metazoa, Chordata, Mammalia, Carnivora, Canidae. Gene Ontology annotation, cellular component: secretory granule membrane. Gene Ontology annotation, molecular function: copper ion binding; dopamine beta-monooxygenase activity. The record is from RefSeq and is a predicted model, not a curated record. Gene Ontology annotation, biological process: octopamine biosynthetic process; norepinephrine biosynthetic process; dopamine catabolic process. The transcript is spliced from 13 exons.
UGCAUGUAAUCACUCUCGCCCCCACCCUCUGCUCUGCUCCAGUUCCAGAUAUAGAAGAUGCCCAUAAAAACUGGGGUGGGGGGCAGGUGCCAGAGGGCAGAAUGUUCACUAAGGACAUCCAAGGACACAGGGAUGGGGGUUGCAGAAAGGUAGAAAGACAAGGAAGGAGAGGCAGGGAAAAACCAACCCCCCCAGAUUCUGCAGGGUCCCCAUUGGCAGGACACUGGCAUGGGGUUGGGGUGCAAGAGUCUAAAUGAUCUAUUCCCGAGAAUUUUGCAUCAGGACCCAGCUCCAGGGCAAGAGCUAUCUUCUCUGUACCCUCUCUGGACACUCAUACCUCCAGAGUUAUGUAAGUGGCACCACUCUGAAUCCAGAGGAUAAUCAUAUCAGAAGAGCCCCAGUCUGUCCCUCCCCCAUGGCACAGUGCCUGGCACAGGUAGGGACACAUAUAAACCCAUACUUCCUGCGUGUCCAUCUGUAGGAGAGAUGCUCCAGACCCCAGGAGCCAUGACUUGUGCCCUUCUCUUCAGGCUUCUCCUACUUACGGCCCUGGUAGUCCCCUCCCCAGGCAAAGGCCUUGGUCCCACAUCUCGCCUGCGUUAUUCCAGGUUCCUAGAUCCGUCCAACGUCAUUUUCCUGCGCUGGGACUUUGACCUUGAGGCUGAGAUCAUCACUUUUGAGCUGCAGGUCCGGACAGCUGGCUGGGUGGGCUUGGGUGUCACAAAUCGUAACGCCAGAACGGGGAGCGAUCUGGUUGUUGGAGGAGUCCUGCCCGACGGCAACGUCUAUUUCUCGGAUCAGCACCUGGUAGAUGAAGACACCCUGGAGGAGGACGGGAGCCAGGAUGCUGAGCUGCAGGGGCUGACGGAGGAUGCUGUCUACACCACCAUGCGCUUCUCCAGGCCCUUCCGCUCUUGUGACCCUCACGACCAAGACAUUACGAGUGACACCAUGAGGGUGCUGGCCACCUAUGGCCUGGAUGACACUCUGAAGCUGGACCGGGACCGUACUUUUGUCAAGUCUAUCUUCCUGCUACAAAUAGUCCACCCUGAUGACCUUGACAUUCCUGAGGAUACCAUCAUCCAUGACCUGGAGAUCACUGAUUUCCUCAUUCCAGAGGAUGACACCACGUAUGCCUGCACCUUCCUCCCUCUCCCCAUCGUUAGCAAGAAGCAUCACAUCUUCAAGUUUGAGCCCAAGAUGGUGGAGCAUGAUGAGACAAUGGUGCAUCACAUCCUGGUGUAUGCCUGUGGCAAUGCCAGCGUUCUACCCACGGGCAUCAGUGACUGCUAUGGAGCUGACCCUGCCUUCUCCCUCUGCUCACAGGUCAUCGUAGGCUGGGCUGUCGGGGGCACAAGUUACCAGUUUCCAGAUGAUGUGGGUGUCUCUCUUGGGACCCCCUUGGACCCCCAGUGGAUCCGACUGGAGAUUCACUACAGCAAUUUUCACAACCUUCCUGGUGUGUAUGACUCCUCGGGGAUCCGAUUAUACUACACUGCACAGCUGCGCAAAUAUGACAUGGGAGUCCUCCAGCUGGGCUUCUUCACUUUCCCCAUCCACUUCAUACCCCCGGGCGCAGAGUCCUUCCUGUCCUAUGGGCUGUGCAAGACGGAGAAGUUUGAGGAGAUGAAUGGGGCCCCAGUGCCUGACAUACAGGUGUACGGCUACCUGCUCCACACCCACCUGGCUGGCCGUGCUCUGCAGGCUGUGCAAUACAGAAAUGGGACACAACUCCAAACAAUCUGCAAAGAUGAUUCCUAUGACUUCAAUCUGCAGGAGACUCGGGAUUUACCGUAUCGAGUGGAGAUCAAACCGGGAGACGAGUUGCUGGUAGAGUGUCACUACCAGACGCUGGACCGGGACUCCUUGACUUUUGGGGGUCCCAGCACAAUUAAUGAGAUGUGCCUCAUCUUCCUCUUCUACUAUCCCCGAAACAACAUCUCCAGCUGCAUGGGGUACCCUGACAUCAUCCAUGUGGCCCAUGAGCUGGGGGAGGAGGUAUCAGACUCCAUGGAGGGCAUGAUGGCCAUGAACAAUAUUGAGUGGACUCCAGAGAACAUUAAGAAGGCUGAGAAAGCCUGCAAGGGCGCCCAGCAGAUGGUGAUAAUAAAGACCAUUGAUGAGGUGGUGGAAAAUACGACAGGCUGGAUUCCAGAAAUCAUCCCUACUACUCGGGGACCCUGCUUGGAGUCCUCUGGAGGCAAAGUGGAACCCCAGGACAAAACCCCUGCAGGUUUCAGGGCUGCACCAGUGGGCCUCUCAAGCUCCAGCACUGCUACCCUGAGGUGCCUCCCUCUGGCUGCCCUCUUGUUUGGGCAGGGGGCUUUUUCUUGGCUUCUUGCCACCCUGAAGGUUGUAGUCUGAUACUGUAUCCUCAUGUCAAAUACUCAGGUUCCACUCUGCUCAGCCUUCCCCUUAAUAUCAAAUACAGAAACUCCCCUCUGCUUGGGCUCACCAAAGACCCUGACUGUCCCCCUUCCCACAAUCAGGCCACAACAUUGUAGGCCUGGGUGAUUGCACUUGUUCCAUAAAGGCUCUUCCUUCCAUGCUCAGGGAUGCAAUUCAUCUUUUAAAGCUUUAGAAACAAUAAUGAGACCACAUAUUUUCUGACAAAAUCUGGAUUCAAGGCUGGCUCACUCUCUGAGAAGCCUGAUGCUCCAGCUUACCUAAGGGGAUGCCACCUGGGGAGAUGGGGACUGCAAGCCCUCCUUUGCCCAUGCUGACCCUAAGGGGGGCUCCUGUUUCUCUUUUCUUAUGGCAUUUUUUUGUCCAGCCUUCCCUAUGAGGCAGAGGCAGCAAGCCACAUGUGUGAUUUGUAGUAAAGGGAGAGGCUCUGUUUAUAGGGGACAAAGUUCAAGACAACAGAUUAAAUAGAAUUCAACCCGCUUCCUGUUGCCAUCUCCUUCCUUUGAGCCUUUGGCCCAGGGAGGCAGCUGGGAGGUCUCUUGAAUGGCUCAGUAUAAGGCAUCCAGAGGGCAUUUGAGGACCCGGUUGCCAAAAAGCAACAUUGAAAGCAGUCCUUGGUCUCCUCACCUGUGCCUCUACUAUCAGAUGAUUUUCACUUAUCCCACCAAGUGUGACAUUCUCCACACUCAAGUCAUGAGGGGUCAAGAGACUAACUGGCAGGGCAGGCUGAAUUGGGCUCUGAAAAAGUCAAGACCAAGGUGGAGAGGGGCAAUCCAUAGCUCUGCAGGGGAUGUCAAGAAGGUUCAGAUGGACAGAGUAGGGAAUAGACCCAAAUGGUUUGUGGAGUCAGGUUGCAAUUUGCAACCACAAUCGACAAGAAAGGGGUAUUGGUCAUGGCUGUUCUGGGCUUCUGGGGGGCACUUCUGGUUUCUAAGAUUGAGAACCUGUGUGGUGCCUUUGAGACUUAAAGUCACCAUUCUACUUUAUGAAUUGCCUUGCUCAUUGUUCAUGUGCAAGGGACCCCUACUCUGGCUAUCCCAAGGUAUUUAGAGGAAUCAUAAUCAUAAUUAUAACCCCUUGAAACCAGGGAUCUGGCCUCUGUAAAUUGUUAACCACUGCUUGAGGGGACCAGCCUUGAUCGAACAUAAUAGCCCUGCUUCCUAGCAGAGUAAGCUCUGGGCUUGGUGAGGUAUGUGCCAGAUACUGAGCCCAUUACAUGUGCUGAAACUUCUGGAGAAUUCUGGAGGCUCCGUUCAAAGAUUAUGCAACAUCUUCAGUGUUAGCAUUCAGUUCCUGCAGUCUUAGUCUUGGAUAUUUUUAAUGUUUGGGGCCACUUCUGGGCCUUGUAAUGUGUGAGCAGAGGGACUUGCUAUCCUUAAAUCAAAGAGGUUUUACAAAGUUUAUGAUUAUGGAAGGAUCUAGUUUCACCUGAAGCCAGAGGACUGUGUGUGCUCGCAGUUGAGUAUCUCUGUGGUCCCACCAUUCAAGGAAAAUGGAGGAUUUCCUUUUGAUCCUCAAACAUGCUUGAUGCCGUUUGGCAGCUGUGUGAAGUACGCAAAUUACUCUCUACAGCAUGAGGAAACAUACAGAUAAAGAUGAGAUGCAGAUAGAAGCAUAAAACAACGAGCACAGACCACUUUUGUCUUUGCCUUGUCAAGUCUGACAUUUCUAUUCCAAUAUUCUGUAUUACUCCAAGGCCCCCAAGCAAAUCCUUUCAACUUCAACCUCCCAGGUUAAAACAAAAACCAAACACCCUUUCUGGCUGGGUUUCAGAAGCCAACCCUCAAUUUAGACAGCAGCCUUACCGUCCCGUCUACCCUGGCAGGUUCAAGCUACUGAGGCAGCUGCCCCCAGGUUCUGUGCCAGAAUUUCCCAAGUCUCCCUUUGCCCAGCUCACAGCCCAGUGUGGGACCUAAGCACCUCUGCUUUCCUUUGUGUUCCCUGGAAUUUCUUGUUCUUAUUUAGCCUUCCUUCUUUAAUUUUAUUUUUCUUUCCAUCUCCUGACUUCAGCAUGUAGUGAUCAUGCACAUAUUUGCUGAGCACCAUCUGUGUGCUUGACAUUAGGUUAGAACAGGAACCACUGAAACUAAUAAAAACUGGGACAAGCACCUGCUCUGCCCUUGUGGGGCUAUGGUCAAGUUUCUACAAACCCCUCAAUGGUCAUUUUUCCCUUUGGCUCACACAAUCCACCUCUGAGGGUUUCCCAGUGCCACUGAGCAUUUCCUCCUCAACUACCUAGAGAGAGGAACUCUCUAUCAACCUAUACAGAAUGAUAUUUCUAUAGGUAAGAGGGAUGCAUUUACAUCAUACAUAUACUAGACAGAGAGCUCAGACCAGUACUUCUGGGGAAAUGUUUUAAAACAUUCAUACUUAGGGGCAGCCUGGGUAGCUCAGUGGUUGGGCUUCUGCCUUUGGUCCAGGGCGUGACCCAGGAGUCCCCGGAUCGAGUCCUGUAUUGGGCUCCCUGAAUGGAGCCUGCUUCUCUCUCUGCCUAGUCUCUGCCUCUCUGUGUGUCUCUCAUGAAUAAAUAAAUAAAACAAAAAAAAAUCGUACUUAGGGUAGGAGACUUGAUGAGACACCUUGAAGUUUUUGCAACUCACAAGGUGUGACUGCAGUUUCUUAGUGGCCUAAUGACACACUGCAGGAGGAAGGGGCUCAACGUUGAGGUGGGAAGAGAUAGACCUCAACUUCCUGAACAUUCUGUCCUUGGGGCUGCCACCCCUUAGCCCUGAGAGGUCGACUCUAAGUGACUGAGACUAUAGUUCCUUCUUCAUCUCACCUCCUCUACUAGAAACCCCAUGUAAA